Molecule: messenger RNA, 621 nt
Organism: Cooperia oncophora
Lineage: Eukaryota; Metazoa; Nematoda; Chromadorea; Rhabditida; Trichostrongylidae
Source: the annotation of a GenBank genome assembly
UUGGGUUUUGGCAGUCUUUCAGCAGCCCUGCUGAUAAGUGUUCUUUAUCUAAGAGUGACAUUUCAAGUUGAUUCGACGGGUGAUGAAUGUCGGUUAUCACUGAGUCACGAAAGCUUCGAUCGCCAGUCUUCAGUAACCUAUCAUGGUCGCCUAAUUCUGUUAAAUACAUUGGAGAAUUUCAAAGGAUUGGAUCGAAAAGCAUUACUAUUGGAAGAGACGAAUAAGGUCUGGGAAAAUAUCCAGUCCGGAGAAUGGCUGUUGUAUCCGGAACGAUUGGUUCCAUUCGUAUUUACGGUGUAUGCUGAUCUCAAGAAAUUUCAUUAUUACUAUUGGAAUUGCUUUCCAGCCUUGUGCUUCCCUGAAAAUAUAAAACAAGAGGUGUCUUCUUUUGCGGGUGAUGCUGGAAAAUUGAUGAGUUAUUUCAAUGACACAAAUUUCCAUGCUUUUCUUUUGGAUUCAAAGGGAAAUUGUUUGUCCCUACUCGAUCUAGGUGCCAUAGAUGAUGCUACAGACGUGAAGACGAAUCAAUUGCCUACCAGUGUGGGUUGGGAGAGAAACAUGCAAGGGAAGACGAUUCCACAAUUUGUGGAUAUGCGAAAGCAAUUUGAUCCUAAAAAGUGA